ACAAGCAGGUGUACAUGUCACGCUGUUGGUUUACCUGUAUAGACAGUUACCUGUAGACAGACUUACGACAGCUCUUCAAGUAAUUUACUAAAGGACUUGACUCACAAUCUAAAAUUAAACAUUUUGGAAAUCUCCAAUAUAUUCACAACUUUAGGUCACCCGGAUGGUUGACCUGAGGUUCACUGGAAACAAAUUAGAGACCAAUGAAAAGUGUGGUUAACCGCGCUCUACACGGACUAAGUACUCGGGUUUGCUGUAUAGACUACCGUGGAGGUAUACACGUUAGAGGAAGUACGAGUAAAUAUAAGGUGUCACAUUGAUUCCAAGACAACUACGAGGACAGUUUGGCCACUUUUGUUGAUAUAAGAUAUACUUGUAUGAGUAUCUAUUCAAACUUGAAUGGAAAACCUUCCAUUUCAAAGAUAUCAAGAAAAAUGCUCGAAGAAAAUAUCGUAGGAAGAUUGCUUUAUUUAUAAUGGUUUUAUUGUAAAGGUGAUGUUAUAACAAUGCCAUUCAAACUGAACUAUUUGCUGUGUGGGGUACAUAAAGAAGAGGAACGUUCUAACAAAAAGAAGAAAAACAGAACAAACAAAAAAAAGAAGGAAAAACAACACACGUUAAAACCAGAUAAAUCAGAAAGUGUGGUGACGUCACCAGGCCCAGAUACAAUAGAUCAGAUUAUUCUUAGGAUUCCUGAUCCAGAUAUAAGAGAGCGCCUUCAGCAAUGGCAAACUGAGAAUAUCCUGGAACAAGCGGGAAAAGAAAGCAAAGAAAAGGAAUUCAGGAGAGAGCUAGAAGAAAGACUUUGCGAAUCGGAUACAGAGAAAAGUGAACUCUUGGAUAUUAAAAACGAGGAAAUAGACGGACUAAAUCAGAAACUGCAAGAUGUUCGAGAGGAAUUUGAGUCUACUAAACAGGAACUGCAAGCGACCAGAGGAGAGAAAUGUCGCUUAGAAUCAAUCGUGAGAAGUCUUCAAGGCAAACCCUACCUUCCUCUGUGUCGGAAAGAUCCAACCAACAGUAACCUUGUAGAGGCCCUGGGCAAACUUGUUCUACCACUACAGGAAAAGCAACGGCAGGAAUCCCAGUUUACUAAAGAGGUCAAAGACGCCAUGCGUUUGGUUGAAAAUUUCAUAGGGCCGAGGUGGAAGGAAUUCGCCCGUGAGAUCGAUCUACCAUUGGAAAUUAUUGAGGACAACGAUAUGGCUCCUGAUCAACGUCAAUCAGAAAUAUACUGGAGGAUUAUGUCCGAGUGGCAAAAACGAGAAAACAUUACUGUCACAAAAAUGGCAACAGUCUGUCAACAACUCGGUAUUAAUAUUUGCUUGGAUAAGCCCAUGUCAGGUCAACACAAACGUGUACUGGACAAGAACCGUGAACGAGUUAUUCACGAUGUGUACCCGGAGCUAGCACUGAAUCACAUGCUCAAGUAUCUGUCCAUACCGGCCAGUCUCAGGGAGUAUGUGACGUCAACUGAAAAACGAUAUGUAAUGGCGGAAAGAUUACUGGACAUACUACCUGUUCUAGGGGACCAAGCUUUUACAGUCUUCACACUUGCACUGAGUAAUACAGGACAGGAGGAAAUAGCAGAGCAACUGUUUGAGAAUCCGAUGCCAGAAGAACACAAACUUGUCCUACGCAAAUUUGAAAACACUUUGAUAAGCUAUAGUGAUUCUGACCGCCUGGUAUCGGGCAUGGCGAGGUACGUGACCAUACCAGGGUGUAUCCAUGGUUACCUACUGGAGUCUAACACCAGGGACAACAAAAUGCGACGCCUUCUGGAAAUACUGCCCUGUUUUGGACACCAGGCUUUGGACACCCUCAUUAAGGCACUAGACGACACUGGAUUUAAACAGGUGGCCUCAAUCCUCAAAGACAAGACUGGAGAACUUCUGAAACUGACAAAGCAGGAAGCCUCCACCCAGGUGUCGCCAGAAGAUGUUUAUGAGAGCGAGGAACUCCUAUGGAAGGACGACUACUACACGCGUGAGAUUAUGACCAAGGAGAUGGAGGCCAACGCAGCUAUGUUUGAAACCAGCAUAGAGCAGCAGGUAAACAUGGACUACAGGAGUCCAAAGCCGAUUGAGAUUCUAAAUAACAUGGACAUGGUGCGGGUCCGGUACACGGCCCGUGGUACUGAGCUGGAAUAGGUACACGCUGUGUAUAGCUGUGUAGAUGAACAAUGAUAUUGUCAGUUAUACAGUGACCACAGAAAAUGUCUCUUAGUGACGAAUUGUCCCGCUCUUUGUAGUUGUCAGACAUUUCUCAACGGUUGCAUCGUCACAAUGAACAAUAGCCGUGUUUGUAUAAUCAGAAUUUAAAUAUUGAAUGCACUGUGUAGCUAUCAUUAAGUUACAGUCUCAUUGAAAUCAUCCGUUAGAAAAUGUCUUCCAAAACGCACACGGUAAUCAUAUACAUAUGUACAUACGUUACGUCAUGAUAAUCAUUAAUAGUUACCUGUUGGAGACACUGCAUCUCUAACCAAACUCUUCUCGAUUAUGUUACGUUGUAUGUGAAAAUGAAACAAAGGUACCACAAAAAUAUAAACUUUAUUUAUUUAACAACAAUUAUGAAACAAGUUAUUUC
Molecule: messenger RNA, 2586 nt
Organism: Mizuhopecten yessoensis (Yesso scallop)
Lineage: Eukaryota; Metazoa; Mollusca; Bivalvia; Pectinida; Pectinidae
Exons: 8
Coding region: 507-2150 (547 amino acids)
Biological process (GO): regulation of apoptotic process; signal transduction
Molecular function (GO): protein binding
Source: RefSeq, a predicted model, not a curated record